This is a messenger RNA of Agrilus planipennis (emerald ash borer), 692 nucleotides long. RefSeq lists its product as uncharacterized. The record is from RefSeq and is a predicted model, not a curated record. NCBI's taxonomy places the organism in Eukaryota, Metazoa, Arthropoda, Insecta, Coleoptera, Buprestidae. The transcript is spliced from 4 exons. The coding region runs from base 87 to 521 and encodes 144 amino acids.
GUCUUUUCCGUUUCUAAACUAAUUCCACCCCUGGGCGAGUCAAAAUCGACUUUGGAUGAUCCAUGAUACCACAGGACUGAUGAUGGAUGGAUCACUACAGGACCAUCACCAACGCCAGGAUCAUCAGGAUUAUCUUUCAAUCGUGGAACUGGGACUCGCCAGGACUACAGGACCAUAGAGUCAACACUACAGGACCAUCACCAACGCCAGGAUCAUCAGGAUAUCUUAUCACCAAGAUCACCAGGAUCGUAGAACGCGUCGGGAAUUCCGGCAGUGUCGUCGAACCACCGGGAGUGUCUUCGCCCCGUCAUCCAUUCGUGGGGACUGGAAACUCCGGGGUUGGAAGGGGGAAGUCCUGGAACAUCGGAAUCCUGGAACAUCAGGGUUCUGGAACAUCGAGGGCUUGGAUGGUAAGAACUUCGACGUAUCGGAACUUCGGGACUUCGAAGUAUGGGGCAUCGAAACAUCAAAGACUCGGUAUAAUAUACCGAAUCUUUGGUUUUUCGUGUCCGAUACUUUGAAAUCCUUAAAUUUCGAUAUGUCGAAAUUCUUACGAUCCACAGCCCUCAAUGAACUGGAACUCUGAAUGCUCCAGGACUCCGAUGUUCUGGGGGACAACCUCCGACCCAAGACCCGGAGCCUCCGGGACUCACAAAAGUUAACGCACUAGUCCGCCAAUUUUUUUCAGCAUU